Trichophyton rubrum CBS 118892 is the source of this 342-nucleotide messenger RNA. RefSeq lists its product as uncharacterized. The record is from RefSeq and is a predicted model, not a curated record. The transcript has a single exon. Lineage: Eukaryota; Fungi; Ascomycota; Eurotiomycetes; Onygenales; Arthrodermataceae. Bases 1 to 342 code for a protein of 113 amino acids.
AUGGCUCGCGAUUAUACGGGUGCAAUCGUCGGGAGCAUAAUAGGAGGAUUAUUUGUGAUUGCAACAUCCAUCAUAAUAGGGUGGUUUUGUUUCGUUUAUCGCCCUCGCCGGAGACAAGUAGAAUUCCAGGAACAAGCAAUAAUUUAUGAAAAAGCAGAGGAUAUAACGGGUCAAAAGCCUGUCUAUGGCCUUUCUGAUGACCUAGGAGCGAUAGUGAAGAGGGUACUAGACGAAGAAACAAGUCAGGGCUUGGGAACAGUGUCAGAGCUGGAAGGAUACCAAGCCCCUAUCGAGAUGGAAGCACAUAAUCCAACCUUCACCUCCCGGUCGUUCGCAAAGUAG